AUGGCCCUAGUGAUGAAACUCGAACUCAAGGACACAAAGCUAGCAUUCGGACUCCCAGCCAGAGGCCCAUCAAGCCCCGGCAGCAUGCACAAUGCGUCCAGCUAUUCUUUGGUCCAAACACAGCCCAGCGAGUCCUCCAGAGCCAGUACUCAGGUCCCAAGGGCUGGGGUUAUGUCUGCUAUCUCCAAUGCCCCGGACAAUCCCCUUGGGGGGGUUUGGAUACCGUUCGGUGCACAUGGACAAGUAUCCUUCCUGUCGGUUCCCGAUGUCAGACCGCUCAGUCGUAAGCGACAGCUGGUGGAUGAAACGGAUACUUACUUCAAUUUCGAUGAGGAUGCCACCGUACUGUCGAUGCUGGAUUUCAGCCUGUCCGAUGGGAGCACCACAGACCGUAGACAUGGUACAGCGACGACUGCGACUGGACGACAUAUGGCCAGGUCGGACCAGUGGGACCUAGAUUAUAACUAA
Messenger RNA from Aspergillus tanneri, 468 nucleotides. RefSeq lists its product as uncharacterized. Bases 1 to 468 code for a protein of 155 amino acids. NCBI's taxonomy places the organism in Eukaryota, Fungi, Ascomycota, Eurotiomycetes, Eurotiales, Aspergillaceae. The record is from RefSeq and is a predicted model, not a curated record. The transcript is spliced from 2 exons.